CGCCGCGCGCCUCCCAUGGCGGCCGUACAGCGUCUCCUCCGCGCGGCGGCCUCGUCGUCCUCCGGCGGCGCCGCGGCUGCCGCGGCCACGAGGCGCAUGACGGGGUUCGCGGGGUCGGAGAGCAGGGGGCGGCGGCCGGCGCAGGACAGGAACGUGCAGUGGGUCUUCCUCGGAUGCCCCGGCGUCGGCAAGGGCACCUACGCCAGCCGCCUCUCGCGCCUCCUCGGCGUGCCACACAUCGCCACAGGCGACCUCGUACGCGACGAGCUCGCAUCCACCGGACCGCUCGCUGCGCAGCUUAAGGAAAUUGUGAACCAAGGAAAGUUGGUUUCUGAUGAAAUUAUCAUCAACCUUUUGUCUAAACGGCUUAAGAAAGGAGAAGAGAAGGGUGAAUCAGGAUUUAUUCUUGAUGGCUUUCCACGCACCGUAAAUCAAGCGGAAAUUCUUGACGGAGUUACAGACAUUGAUAUGGUGGUUAAUCUGAAGCUGAGAGAAGAUAUCAUUGUACAGAAGUGCCUUGGCAGACGCAUUUGUGGCCAAUGUGGUAAGAACUUCAAUCUUGCCUGCAUUGACGUGAAGGCUGAAAAUGGGCUGCCACCUAUCUACAUGUCUCCAUUGUUACCCCCCAAGAACUGCAUGUCGAAGCUUAAAACGCGAGAUGAUGAUACUGACGAGGUUGUGAGAAAUCGGCUACGGAUAUAUAAUGAAAUGAGUCAGCCUGUGGAGGAUUUCUACCAGAAGCAGGGAAAGGUUUUGGAGUUCGAUUUACCUGGGGGAAUCCCAGAAUCCUGGCCAAAGCUGCUCCAGGUUCUAAAUCUGGAGGACCAAGAAGAGCUGAAGCUGGCCACCGCAUAAGUCCUGUGGGGCGGAACACCUUACAUAGUCCAAAGCAUACCUUACAUUUUUUGCCUCAAUAAUGGAAAGAAGAUAAAACUCUUAUUCCAUAGAUGUGUGUGUGUGGCUUUGUGGCAGUAAUUUUGACCAAUAGUGAGCUAUUUAUUCUUGCCGGUGUUUUGAAGUAGCCGGUGGUCGGUAACGAUCAUAUUGAAAUUUUGAUCUUAAGCAGCAUUUCUUGUUGCGCGGUUUGUAGUGCAUCAUCAGCAAUCUGGACAGGAUGUAAUGUUUUGUUCAAGAUGAAGACUGAUCGAUUUUUACUA
Lolium rigidum is the source of this 1157-nucleotide messenger RNA. RefSeq names its product probable adenylate kinase 1, chloroplastic. The coding region runs from base 16 to 855 and encodes 279 amino acids. The transcript is spliced from 4 exons. Gene Ontology annotation, molecular function: AMP kinase activity; ATP binding. Gene Ontology annotation, cellular component: cytoplasm; mitochondrion. Gene Ontology annotation, biological process: nucleobase-containing compound metabolic process. Lineage: Eukaryota; Viridiplantae; Streptophyta; Magnoliopsida; Poales; Poaceae. The record is from RefSeq and is a predicted model, not a curated record.